Messenger RNA from Stegastes partitus (bicolor damselfish), 9656 nucleotides. RefSeq names its product chromodomain-helicase-DNA-binding protein 9-like. Lineage: Eukaryota; Metazoa; Chordata; Actinopteri; Pomacentridae. The transcript has 38 exons. The record is from RefSeq and is a predicted model, not a curated record. Bases 1 to 7836 code for a protein of 2611 amino acids. Gene Ontology annotation, molecular function: protein binding; ATP binding.
AUGGCGAUCGCCCUGGGACAGACGGGGGCGCACACACACGUGAACGCUUGCAGUAAAAAGGUGGAGUCGGAGGGCGGGGCUAGCGCUGCUAAGAAGGAUUCUAAGAGGAAGAGAGAGUCAUCAGUCAGUGAUGACGUGGAGGUGAAGUCUCCACCCCCCUCUCCUCCUGAAGAAGAAGAUGAUGAUGGUGUGCAGAAGCGUCGCUCCAGCCGUCAGGUGAAGAGGAAGAGGUACACAGAGGAUCUGGAGUUUAGGAUCUCUGACGAUGAUGACAGCGGAGACGACUCUCCAGCACCAAAAUCCCCAUCGUCCUCAUCACAGCAACAGGAUGUGGCUGAAGCUGAGGGGCCUGUUGUGGAGAAGAUCAUGGGCUUGCGCACCUCCAAAAAACAGCUGGAGUCGGGGGAGGAAGUGGAGGUGGAGGAGUUCUACGUCAAGUUCAAGGGCUUUUCAUACCUCCACUGUCGCUGGGCAGAGCUGGAGGAACUGGAAAAGGAUAAGAGAAUACAUCAGAAGGUCAAGAGGUUUAAGGCCAAGCAACAACUCAACAACUUUAUAACAGAGAUGGACGACGAGCCUUUUAACCCGGACUAUGUGGAGGUGGACCGUGUCCUGGACGUUUCAGAGAGCACAGAUGAAAACGGAGAGACGGUGACCUUAUAUUUGGUAAAGUGGUGCAGUCUGCCUUAUGAAGACUCCACCUGGGAGCUGAAGGCCGACAUCGACCAGUCCAAGAUAGAGGAAUACGAACGCAUCGCAGCACGCACACCCAACACUAAGAGAGUGGAUCGGCCUCCUGCAGCCGACUGGAAAAAGCUGGAGGGCUCCAGGGAAUACAGGAACGGCAACGCACUCAGGGAAUACCAGCUCGAAGGCCUCAACUGGCUAACCUUCAACUGGUACAACUCACGUAACUGUAUCUUGGCUGAUGAGAUGGGUCUCGGGAAGACCAUCCAGUCCAUUACAUUCCUCUAUGAGAUUUACAUGAAGGCCAUUGAGGGGCCGUUCCUGGUCAUCGCCCCGCUCUCUACCAUUCCCAACUGGGAGAGAGAGUUCAGGACCUGGACCGAGCUCAACGCGGUGGUCUACCACGGCAGCCAGGCCAGCCGCAAGACCAUCCAGGCCUACGAGAUGUACUACAGAGAUGCACAGGGUAAGAUAAUAAAGGGAGUGUAUCGGUUCCACGCGGUGAUAACAACCUUUGAGAUGAUUCUGGCCGACUGUCCAGAGCUUCGCAGCAUCCCGUGGCGCUGCGUGGUGAUCGACGAAGCACAUCGCCUCAAAAACCGAAACUGCAAACUACUGGAAGGACUCAAAAUGAUGGACAUGGAGCACAAAGUUCUGUUGACAGGAACUCCUCUCCAGAACACUGUGGAGGAGCUCUUCAGCUUACUCAACUUCCUGGAGCCUGAGAGAUUCCCAUCUGAACAGACAUUCAUGACUGAAUUUGGAGACCUAAAGACUGAAGAACAGGUUCAGAAACUGCAAGGCAUUCUCAAGCCCAUGAUGCUGAGAAGACUGAAAGAGGACGUGGAGAAGAACCUGGCUCCCAAAGAGGAGACCAUCAUUGAGGUGGAGCUGACCAACAUCCAGAAGAAGUACUAUCGAGCUAUUCUGGAGAAGAAUUUCUCCUUCCUGUCCAAAGGAGGUGCAGGAGGAGGUGGAGGAGGAGGAGGAGGAGCCAGUGUCCCCAACCUCCUCAACACCAUGAUGGAGUUGCGGAAAUGCUGCAACCACCCCUACCUCAUUAAUGGAGCCGAAGAGAAGAUCAUUGAAGAGUUCAGAGAUUCCCAUGGCGGCAGGGCAGACGUGCCGGACAUGGCCCUGCAGGCCAUGAUCCAGGCAGCCGGCAAGCUGGUGCUCAUUGACAAGCUGCUGCCCAAGCUAAAAGCAGGAGGACACAGAGUCCUGGUGUUCAGUCAGAUGGUCCGCUGUCUGGACAUCCUGGAGGACUACCUCAUCCAGAGACGAUACCCAUAUGAACGCAUAGACGGCAGAGUCCGUGGUAACCUGCGACAGGCAGCCAUUGAUCGGUUCUCCAGACCGGACUCGGACCGUUUUGUCUUCCUGCUGUGUACGAGAGCUGGAGGACUCGGUAUCAACUUGACUGCAGCAGACACCUGCAUCAUCUUUGACUCUGACUGGAACCCCCAGAAUGACCUCCAGGCCCAGGCGAGGUGUCAUCGUAUCGGCCAGUCCAAGGCAGUCAAGAUCUACCGUCUGAUCACCAGGAACAGCUACGAGAGGGAGAUGUUUGACAAGGCCAGUCUGAAGCUGGGGUUGGAUAAGGCCGUCCUCCAGAGCAUGAGCGGACGAGAGAACGCCAACAGUGGGGUUCAACAGUUGUCCAAGAAAGAGAUUGAAGACCUUCUGAGAAAAGGAGCGUACGGAGCUCUAAUGGACGAGGAAGACGAAGGCUCAAAAUUCUGCGAGGAAGACAUUGACCAGAUCCUCCAGAGACGAACCCACACAAUCACCAUUGAGUCAGAGGGCAAGGGCUCUACUUUUGCCAAGGCCAGUUUUGUUGCAACGGGUAACCGAACAGACAUUUCUCUGGAGGAUCCAGACUUCUGGCAGAAAUGGGCCAAGAAGGCUGAGCUGGACAUGGACGCCAUCAAUGGACGGAACACGCUGGUUAUUGACACGCCGAGGGUGAGGAAACAGACGCGGCACUACAGCAGCGUCAAAGAGGAAGAGAUGCUGGAAUUCUCCGAGCUGGAGAGCGACGAGGACGAACCGAGCAAACCUUCAUCCAAACCACGACGGCCCCAAGACAAAGCCCAGGGCUACCCCAGAUCUGAGUGCUUCAGAGUGGAGAAGAACCUGCUGGUCUACGGUUGGGGCAGGUGGAGCGACAUCCUGGCUCACGGUCGAUUCAAGCGCCCCCUGAAGGAGGCCGACGUGGAAACCAUCUGCAGAGCCCUCCUGGCCUACUGCCUGCUGCAUUACCGCGGAGACGAGAACAUCAAAAGCUUCAUCUGGGACCUGAUCACCCCGAGUGCAGACGGGACCACCAAGACACUCACCAAUCACUCUGGUCUUUCUACCCCUGUCCCUAGGGGUAGGAAGGGCAAGAAGGGGAAGCCCCCGGCCCCGCCUCCACAGACCCCACGAGCUGAUUGGCUGGCCAGCUGCAAUCCUGACCACUUACUGCAAGAAGAUAGCUACAAGAGACACCUGAAACAUCACUGCAACAAGGUGUUGCUGAGAGUGCGAAUGCUGUAUUAUCUGCGACAAGAAGUCAUCGGUGACCAGGCCGAGCGCAUCCUGGAAGGAGGCGACUCCAGUGUGCUGGAUAUCUGGAUUCCCCAGCCGUUCCACGCCGAGGUCCCCGCCGACUGGUGGGACAGCGAGGCCGACAAAUCCCUGCUCAUCGGCGUCUUCAAACACGGCUAUGAGAAGUACAACUCUAUGCGAGCCGACCCCGCCCUGUGUUUCUUGGAGCGAGUGGGCAUGCCAGACGCCAAAGCUAUCGCCGCUGAGCAGAGGGGCUCUGACAUGAUGGCAGAUGGCGUUGAGGGUGAGGACGAAGAUCCAGAGUACAAGCCGCUACGCAUGCCUUUCAAAGAUGAUUUGGACGACUUCACCAACUCUCCACUGGAUGACAAAGAUGACACAGUGGAGGGCGAGACUGAAGCAAAAUCAGGUGAAAACGGUCAAAGUGCACCUGCUGUGGGCGGAGCUUCAGGCUCCAGCGAGCGUCUCUAUUGGCCAGCAGCCUCAGCUCUGACAGCUCGUCUGCGUCGACUCAUCACGGCCUACCAGCGCUCCAACCGAAGAGAGCAGCUCCGCCAGGAGGCACUCAACCGACCUGACGGCCGCCGGCGACGACGCAGGGAGUUCCUGCCCUCCAUGGCCAUGGUCACUGAAACUGGAGGAGGAGCAGCUUACAUCCAAGAUGGAACGGGGGUGUUCAUGACAGAAGGAAGCCCAUAUCUGGCUAAAGGCGGCGCUUACUUUGCCAAAGGUGGACAGUUCAUGCCAGAGGCAUCGCCAGUGAUGACCGCCAGCUCUCUGAUGGCUGAUGGAGCCAUGUACUACAAGGAGAGAAGACAAAGAUGGACUCGUCGUGAGGAGGCUGACUUCUAUCGCGUCGUGUCCACCUUUGGAGUCGUCUUUGAUACCCAGCGUCAGAAAUUUGAUUGGGCACAGUUCAGGGCCUUUGCGCGUCUGGAUAAGAAAACAGACGAGAGCUUGGAGAAAUAUUACUACUCAUUCAUUGCCAUGUGUAAGCGGGUCUGCAGAAUGCAGGUCAAGACUGAAACAGAACUCCCCGACCCAACCCUGAUCAUCGACCCCAUCACAGAGGAGCGUGCCUCUCGGACCUUGUACCGCAUCGAACUGCUCCGUCGCAUCCGAGAGCAGGUCCUCCCUCAUCCACUGCUCUCUGAGCGCCUCAAGCUCUGCCAGCCCUCCCCAGACCUCCCUGAGUGGUGGGAGUGCGGCCGCCAUGACCGAGACCUCCUCCUAGGUGCCUCCAAGCACGGAGUGAGCCGUACAGAUUAUCACAUCCUGAAUGACCCCACCUUGGCCUUCCUGGAGGCCCACCAGCGAUUUACCAACCAGCGAGGAGCCGGAGUCAACACCGGAGAGAUCACCAAAGCCGGAAUGGGAGCGUCAGAAGCCACCUCUGCUCCACUCCUCACCCCUGCAGAGCUGGCGAGUGCUGCAGCUGCUGCCAAAAUUGCUGUUAACACGGCUAAAGAGGAGGAGGGAGAAGGGAAAGGUGUGAAGACGGAGGAAGGGAAAGCAGAGACGGAGGUGAAAAUGGAAACGGAGGGAACAGAUGCCAACGACAUUCCAUGUACCAAGACUGAAGCUCCUGAUGAGCCGAAGGAAAAUGAGGGAGAGGUCAAAGAAGCUAUGGAUGAGACUGCUGCUUCACCAGAGAAGGAGGUGAAGAAAGAAGAGGAGGUCCAGCCAAAAGUAGAGAAAGAGGAGCAGGAAGAGCCGAAGGAGGAGCAGAGUGGCGAGGACGACAAGAAACCAGAAAAUGACCAAGACAAAGAUUUGACUGAAGAGAAGAGCAGUUCGGAUCCUGCUGAAUCUCACACUGACCAGAAUGAAACUACCACUGAGCUCCCAGAACAACCAGACUCUUCUCCUAAAGCACAGCAAGGCCACAAGCCUGCAGAGGAAGAAGAUGGAGAGGAGAAGGAGAACCCAGAGUCUCCUAAAUCUCCAAAGUCUGCUGACACAGAGAAGAGCCCAGAGGAGGAAGAGGAGGAGAGGAUGGAUGAAGACGACAAAUCAGAGAAAUCCUCACAGGCUGAAGCGAGUGCUGCGUCAGAGCAGAAGAACUUCGACGAGGAGAGUAUCGCGUCUCUGAGCACGUCGGCCCGAGACGAAACCAGAGAUGGCUUCUGCCCCGACGACCUGCCAGAAACUUCAGCCCUGCAGGCCUUACAGGACAGAGCCUAUGCCUUCUCGUUCUGGCCUAAGGACCGAGUGAUGAUCAACAGGAUGGAUAACAUCUGCGAGGCGGUCCUGAAGGGCAAGUGGCCUGUCAACAGACGCCACGUCUUUGACUUCCCCAGCAACCUGUUGCCAGGGCACGGCUCUACGGCAAGCACGGCGGGCGUAGCCGCGGCGACAGAGAGCCCGCUCCAGAGGCGGAGCUUGGCCGAGCUGACGAUGGCCGGCAUCCACGCGGCGUACAGUGGGAGUGAAGAUAAAACACUAUCACCACAGGUUCAUGAGGACGCUCUGAGCCUGACGGUGCCUCGACAGAGGAGGAGGAGGAGGAGAAAGAUUGAGAUUGAGGCAGAGAGAGCGGCCAAGAGACGCAACCUGAUGGAGAUGGUGGCUCAGCUGAGAGAAAGCCACGCUGCCGCCGAGUCCCAGAGCCAGGCUAUAGACCUCACCAAGGGUAUGCACCAUCACCACAAGGCCUCUCCCUCACUGGCUGGCUUCCCCAGUGCCCUGGUGGCAAACCCCUCCCUUAAAGCCCAGAUGGAGUUGCUGCAGCAAGCCCCGCCCUCGGGACACAGAGCCAAUGGUUCACUGGACGCCGACCUGCCAAUCAUGAGGAGAAGGCGGGGCCGCAGGAAAAAUGUGGAGGGCCUGGAGCUGCUGUUUAUGGGCAACAAGAGAGCAGGAGGGGAUGAUGCCGACGGGGCGAAGGCUUCAGGUGUGGAGGGUGCUCAGGAUGCUGCUCGUGCACACAGACCCCUCACCAUCCCUGAGCAGAGCCCCAGCGCCAGAUCUCUUGCCUCUGGAAGUCUGGAUGAGGAAGAGACAGCAGUUUCCAACAAGGAGCUGGGAGAGUGGCUGAGGCAGCACCCGACAUACACCAUGGACAUGGCUGGAUUCACACCAAAGAGCGAGGAGUUGCUGCUGUCUCAGUUCUCCAAGCCCAAACAGAAGCGCCAUCGCUGUCGAAACCCCAACAAGAUCGACAUCAACACCCUGACUGGGGAUGAGAGAGUGCCUGUGGUCAACAGACGAAAUGGACGCAAGAUGGGCGGUGCCAUGGCUCCACCAAUGAAGGAGCUUCCAAGGUGGUUACUGGAGAACCCUGAGUUUUCCAUCGCUCCUGAUUGGACAGAGAUCGUCAAACAGUCGGGUUUCCUCCCAGAAGCCAUGUUUGAUCGCCUUCUAACCGGCCCUGUUGUCAGAGAGGAGGGCGUCCGUCGUCGGGGUCGACGACCCAAAUCUGAGAUCGCCAAGGCAGCCGCCGCCGCUCAGGCAGCCGCAGCAGCUCAGGCUGCUCAGGCAUCACUGGCCUCUGCUGCUUCAUCUGCAGGAGGCAUCAAUCCUCUGCUGCUGAACAGUCUGUUUGGAGGGAUGGACCUGUCUUCUCUCCAGAGCCUCCAGUCUCUCCAGUUGGCUGCUGGUCUGAUGGCCUUCCCUCAUCCCACUGACCCCAAACAGGCUGCUGCCAGCGCCGCCGCCGCCUCCAUGCUGCCCCUCAUGCUGCCUGGCAUGGGAGGCCUGCCCAACAUGGCCGCCGCCCUUCCCAACAUGUUCAGUCUAGGCGGGCUAUUUGGCGGUAAUCUGGCAACAGCCGCCGCCGCCACCGCUGCCUCCAACGCUGCUGCCGCCGCCGCCGCCGCCGCCUCAAGCAACACCAAUGGAACGGUGGAGGGAGAAAGAGGCAGUGAUGAGGCUGUGUCAUCCAAGAGGAAGAGAGAAGGGGAGGAGAAAGAUGAGGGAGAGGAUGGCGACAAGGUGGCAGAGGAUGAGGAGGAGGAGGCUGAGGCAACCGAGGAAGGAGUGAGCAAGGCAAAGAAGAAGAAGAAGAUGGAGAAAGAUGGUCAGGGAGGUGCAGAGAAAACGGAGAAAUCACUCAAUGAUGUCAGCGCAGCCCCUCAGGUCCCGGCUGUCGAUUCUUCAGCUGAGGCAUCCAUCAACGGCGAUGCCGCCGCCCUGCUGGCUGCAGCCGGUAUGUCUGCCAACUCCCUGGCGUUCAACCCCUUCCUCCUCUCCACCAUGGCCCCUGGCCUCCUCUACCCCUCCAUGUUCCUACCUCCAGGCCUCGGGGGGCUCAGCCUGCCAGGCUUCCCCACCGCCUCCACACUGGCCGAGCUGCAGAGCGCCAUGGCUGGAGCACUGGGGGGCAGCGCCGUGACCCCAAACCCCCCGAGAGACGAGGAGGAGGAGGAGGAGGAGGAGGAGGAGGACAAGAAGGGGAGCCUGAAAGCUACAGGAGAGGAGGAGGAUGAGGAGGAGGAAGACGGCGGAGGAGAGAGUGACUUGGCUGAGGAGAAAGAGGGGGGAGCAGAGGGGGAGAUGAGAGGCGAAGCUGAGGAUUCAGCUGCAGAGGAGGGAGGGAUGGGAGGAGAGGAGGAGGACGAGGAAGAGGCGGCGUCUCCACAGAAGGACAAGAGUGACUGAAAUAGAACACAAAACUGACUGGCCUUGGACAUUUCCUCACCUCUGACCUCCCCCUCACCACGUUUACACACCUCCACCAGAAAUAUCCAAACUAUUAUGAAUCCUGUUUUAUUUUUUUUCUUUGUGUUGUUGUUGAUGAUUUCUUUCACUCUUUGUUGUUUAUUUUUUGGCCAGGUAUAUUUACUAUGCGUCAGAGAGGCCGAGGUUUGUGUGUGUUAAGUUAAAUCUCUCUGAUCGAUAGUUUAGUCAGGGAAAUCCUCGCGGCCGCUCGCUCAGAGCUCGGCUCUUCUUCAAGGACUGUUUCUUUCUCUCUGGUUGGCCUGAGUGCGCUGUGAGCAGUGCACCCACACUUUUCUCUCCCACAAUCCCUCAAAUAGGACUUCACAAGGUUCCAAUAGUACUAUUAUUAUUAUUAUUAUUAUUAUUAUUGCUGCUUUCAGCUCUCAAGUCUUUAUUUUUUGUUUUUGCCUCUUUCUUCUUCGUCUGGACUGUUUUGUUGUUGGUUGUUGGCAGCAUCUCAUCAAAAGAAGAGGAAACGCCCGCUGGCGUUUUUCUUCUGACAUCAGUUCUCGAAAGAAAAGAAACAGCAUUACAGCUAAUCUGGCUGUCUGUCUGACAAAGCUGCUGCAAAAAGGAAUUGUGGGUAAUGGAGUUCUGUUCUGUCUCAGAGCAGAUUGUGUUUUAUUAGUUCUCACAUAUCAGACCAGGUAGACUCCGAGGAGGAAAACGAAACCGACUGGCCUAAAACUCAGUCUCACACACUGACUACAACACACACACACACACACAUCCCAACACGUACUUGAUCAUGAGCUGCACACACACACAUAUUCAGGUGUCCACCACUACACGCACACACUAACCCUUCUCUGUCAUGUAACUGUUUGUGGGAGGACUCGUCCUGCAGUUGUUUUUUCCUCUGAGUGUAUGUGUGUGCUCGUGUGCACGCUGAACCAAUACUGUUAAACCCAGUCCCACACUGAAUACCAGUCUCGAGUCUUUCCACUGCCACAUCUGAAUCCUGUCUCUCUCUCUCUUUGCUCGAGGCGACUGGUUCUGGUUGAGGAGGUGGCAGGCGGGCUGGGUCUGCCGCCGAUCAGGCCUUCUGAUUGGUCCGCUUCAUGCAGCCGAAACCAGUCGUCCUCGUCCAGAGGCUUCUGUGAAUGGAUUCAGAGCGGCGGUCCACACAGGGAUGUGAUGUUUCAGGUUUGUUCUUUAAAUGGGGGCACAUGAGAUGGUGGAUUUUGUUUGUUUUUUCUUCCCGGUUGCUGCCACAUUAAAGUCUUUUUUUUUUUAGUUUUCUUUUCCUUCACAUCCCGGUAGUUCCAGACCAAGUGCUGCUCCCUAAAGACUGUUGCUCUAGUCACACACACUGACACCAGGCCUGGCCCGAAGCAGGACUGACACACAUUUUCAACAGAGUUUGGAAAUUCACAAGUUUUACUAUAUGAAGUUCAACUCUGCUGCUCGCCGAGUAAGUUUUUGAAUACUUGAAAAGCGCGAGCGGUGCUUGAUUUGUUUCCAUUCCCCGAGGCCAGUUCAGAGAUAAAUCAAGUGCUGCGAGUGGUUCAAAUAUUUGAAAGCACAUUCAAACACACACACUGUGGCCAGGUCUUAUUAACAUUUGCUAUCACAGCCAGCCCAGCAGAUGCAGAGGGAGAGAAGUGGGUCUGAAAGGGGGAGAGACGAGCUCCGGCUCUCUGGAAGAAGACACCUUUUCCCCAUCAAAGAUCCUCGUUCUCCUCUCCAACGCUGAGACAGCAAUAACCAAGGCAGCUUUUGAAUGUUCCAACAUCACUCUCCCAACACACACACACACA